Aaosphaeria arxii CBS 175.79 is the source of this 1322-nucleotide messenger RNA. RefSeq names its product S-adenosyl-L-methionine-dependent methyltransferase. The record is from RefSeq and is a predicted model, not a curated record. Gene Ontology annotation, molecular function: methyltransferase activity. Bases 122 to 1201 code for a protein of 359 amino acids. Lineage: Eukaryota; Fungi; Ascomycota; Dothideomycetes; Pleosporales. The transcript is spliced from 9 exons.
GCUCCCGCACCAACUCUCGCCUUGUCAGCUCAGCUCGAGGGAAUAUUCCUGGGCCGUUCGAGAGCUUGCUGCUGUCCUUGGGGACCAAGUCGUACUUGCGCGACUCUUGCGACUCAGCGCGAUGGCUUCAUUUAACGACGAAGAUGCCACCGCCGGCGCCACUGAAGCGGAGAUUGGGCCAAUACAAUCAGCCCUACCGUUGGAGCCCGACACCGAGAGCGAGCGUGAAAUACGCUUCAAUGAUGGAGAUUCCGCUAUCCAAAGCUUGGCGACCACGACCACUUCAAUAAGAGAUGAAUUGAUACUACAAUUGAAAGAACAUGGACGACAGUACCAAGGAUAUAUGGAAGCAAAAUAUGUUCUUCCCAUGGAUGAGCAAGAGAUAGAACGUCUAGACUUCCAGCAUCACAUUGUUUGGUUGACUCUUGACAAAGAGCUAGGCAUGGCACCUCUGAAACACGUGCGUCGGGUGCUUGAUGUUGGAUGUGGUACCGGAAUAUGGGCCAUCGACUUUGCCGAUGCGCACCCCGAGAGCGAGGUCCUUGGUGUCGAUCUGGCACCAGUCCAACCGGAGAAUGUCCCGCCAAAUCUAAACUUUGAGGUCGAUGAUCUCGAGAAGGAAUGGACGUUUUCGCGCAAGUUCGACUACAUUCACUGCCAACUGAUGAUCGGUGCGUUCCAGGACUGGCCGCGUUUCUUCGACCAAGCGUUUCAGCACCAAGAGAUUGGCGGCUAUCUCGAAGUCCACGACAUCGACUUCGUGAUCCAAUGCGACGACGGUAGUCUGCCUGCCGACUCCGCCCUUUCCCGAUGGAACGACUACAUGCACGACGCAGCAUCAAAAGCAGGAUUCCCACUCGACGCCAUUUCCCGCGUCCCUCAAAUGAUGAAAGACUCAGGCUACGUCGACAUUGUCGCCACGCCCGUCAAAUGGCCAAUCAACACUUGGCCGAGAGACGCGAGAUACAAAGAGCUCGGUCGAUGGGUGCUGGAGAACUUCUCCUGGGGAUGCGAGUCGAUGAGUCUGGCGCUGUUUACUAGGGCGCUUGGGUGGUCGCAGGAAGAGGUGCAGGUUUUCAUGGCGGCGGUGAGGACAGAUCUUAGGACGAGGAGGUAUCAUGCUUAUUGGAAUUUUUGGAUAGUUUAUGGGAAGAAGCCGCUGCCGGCGUCGACAUCGGAGGAAGAUGAUCAUCAUUCGUAAAGGCUUUUGCCGGUUUCCAAGGCUUUCUGUUUAUGGUUUUAGGUAUAGUUCAGGAUACUACGGUAUUGUUUGUUAUAGGAAUGCGAAUGGACUUUGCGCAAAAUUCGGCGUGGAUGCACCC